GCUCAGAUUUCGCUAGUCUUUGUCCUGUGAGCUAAGCCGAUGAUACUCGACCACUAAAGCAGAAUACUUCAAGCAUGCACCUGUUCAAUAAUCUAAAAUAAACAAAGAACCGUCAAGAAUUCCAUCAAGCUUUUUUCAUUGUUAUGAAAAUUGUAAUAUUUUUAGUUACUUCAAAUUCGCGCUAAUACCUUCAAAUUUCAAGUGAGUUAUUGUUAAGUUUGCUAUCUUAAUCAGGCAGAAGUGGGACAUUACAUUACAUAACCGCAACAUUAUCAAUUCAAAAGACAAAACUAACACUCUUUUUAGUUGGAUCAAUUUUAAAACAAUUUUACAUUCCGUUUUUACCUUAUUACUUAGAGGUUUUACGUUAUUAUACCUACAUAAUCAAAUUUGCAUUUUCGAUUUUGAAUUUUUCAACAUAAUUUGUAAAUUUUUUUUCCGCUUGAGAUAAACUAAAUGACCAUUACAUACACAGUUAGUCUUUGAAAUUUCCCAAAUUGAUGGGCUAGAUUCUUUCGAACAUUUAAACAAUUAGGAGCGCCAUUUGUAGAGUGUCGCCAAGAGCUUUUUUCACUGCUUUGUCAGAAGAAUUUGAGCUUACCGACAUUUAAACCGUUUUCUUCUUUUCCGCUCUCAGAUUUCAAAAGAAGGUUUUUGUCAAAUAUUCCUACCUAUAGUGACAUUACGAAACCUUGUAUAAGGCUUUACGUUCUUGGCUAUUCAAAAUGUGAGUCAUAAAAAUAUUCAUUUAUUUUGCAAACUGUUUUCAUGGCAACACUCGAGAUAAAUCACUGAAGCUAAAUUUGCAUUCGAGCAUUAGAUGGCAAAUGGGAUGCUCUUUGACUUCAUUUCUUAAAUUCCAAAAAAAUUAUCAGCUUACAUUGCGAUCUUACCUGUUCGAUGAAAUUAACGCAUUUUAAAGUUAUGUUUUUUCUGCCUUAAGACAUUGCCAUACCUACCUUGAAACAUAUCAAUAACUUCAAAGAAAACCGCACGCACAAAUAAAACAAGGAAAUGAUGAAACCUUUGAUUAAUUUUCUUCUUCCUGCAAUUUUCCUGUCCUUGGUUUUUGUUUGCGACGCUUCAAACAGCUCAGAUGAUUCGGGAUGUGUGGACGCCAAAAAGUGCAGCAGAGAUGGGGGAGUGUUGUUGCCCGCUUGGAAACCAGUAGAGGACAUAAGCGGGGGACAAAAAGUGUUGCGGGCUACAGUAUACCUUUUGGGUCUUUUCUACCUUUUCGCUGGAGUGUCAGUAAUUGCCGACAUUUUUAUGGAAUCAAUUGAGGUCAUAACGUCACAGACAUACCUGAAGACCUAUCCCUCUGGGAAGACAUACGAAGUGAAGGUGUGGAACGAAACGGUAGCCAAUUUGACUCUUAUGGCUCUGGGCUCCUCGGCACCCGAAAUCCUUCUGGCUACAAUUGAAAUCAUGGGAAACGAAUUCCAAGCUGGGGAGUUGGGACCUGGAACUACAGUUGGGUCGGCGGCUUUCAACCUGCUGGUGAUCUCGGCAGUUUGUGUCAGCUCCAUCAAAGACGGAAACAUUAAAAAGAUCAAUAACUACCCCGUGUUUUUAUGUACAUCCAUCUGGAGUCUCUUCGCCUACGUCUGGUUGUACUUGAUGAUUGUAGUGAUAUCGAAGGAAGUCAUCGAAAUUUGGGAAGGUGCUUUGACGUUGGGAUUCUUCGUCAUAUUCAUCGUCAAUGCGUAUUUGAUUGACAUUUAUGGACAUCAUUUAGUUCGCUUCGUUGAACGAAAAGUUAUGACGGUUAAAAGCGUGGACGAAAAUGGAAAUGAAAUGUCAACAAGCAUGAAAAGUCUUGAAAACGGAAACGGAAAUGCCGUGUUUGACAACCUAGACAGCACUACACAUUUAAACCACACUGACAAUGCACGACGUGAAGUCGCACAACCACGAAUGAAGACGACAAACAACACCCGAGCUGAAAUUGUGAAAGUACUGAACCGAAAUCGAAAAGUUUACGCGCAUGAUCGUGUUAUGUUCAAAGAAAAAUCAAUCGAAGAUGUAACAGGUUUACUAGUUGAAGGCCGAGGCAAAGCUUACUAUAGAAAACACAAAGCGGACAUUGAGCACAAAAAGCGAGAAUACGAAGUCCUUGUUGAACAGAUGAUGCGAAGCAUGGAGUCUGUAAAUCAGCAUGCUUCAGAGAGGAAUGUCAUUUUCCCCGACCCCUUGACCACUAAGUUUCCCGAAAGUGUCGGACGGGCAAAGAUAAUGUUAUGCAGAGACGGUCCUUUCAUUCACACGACUACGAGGUGUAAAUUCAGAACGGCCGAUGGAAAGGCUAUUUCAGACAGAACUGCACAAAUGAAGAUUGGAGAGAGCCCUGAUUAUAUUCACACAGAAGGCACUGUCACUUUUUUCCCGAAAGAGACCAUCAAGUGGGUCUAUGUGGAAAUAUGCGAUGACGCGGAAUACGAAGAAGACGAGGACUUCUACAUCGAGCUGUGGGAUCUAGAGGAGAUCCCUUGCAAGGAUCCCAGAUACAAGUCCCCCAUUCUCAAGGACAAACGCAUCCAGUGCACCAUUCUCGAUGACGAUCAUUUCGGAAUGUUUGAGUUCAUAGCACCCGAAGUUGAAGUAUCCGAAAACUCAGGCAUCGCGACUCUGAAGAUAUUAAGACUAAAGGGAUGUCAAGGUCACAUCAGGUUGACCUUUGACGUCGAUCAAGGCUCGGCUGUCUCGGAUCGGGACUUCGUAGCUCCUCGAUAUCGGGAGAUUUAUUUUCGAGACAAACAGUUGGAAAGUGAGAUGGAAAUUCAGAUCCUGAAUAAUCUGGAACUGCAGAAAGAUGUGACCAAGUCAUUCGUGGUUCGACUCACAGCUCUGCGUUUGCUUUCUUCAGAUGAGAACCUAACAGAGGAGUCUAAGCCUGAGAUUGGACAGUGCAACCAGUGUCAAAUUAGCAUCACGUCAGCAGGUCACGAUGAGUCAUCGAUGGAUCUGCUGCUGAGCAAGAGUGACGAGGGUCCAAACGGCAGCUACAUGGUCCAGUUCAAAAACAUAUGCAAAAUACAUAGUGACGACAAUCCAGAAGAACCCCUUUCUUGUUGGGACAUAUUCAUCUUCAUAUUUCUCCUCCCCUUCAAGGUCCUGUUCGCCCUGGUGCCCCCUCCCGGCCUCUGGGGUGGGUUCCCCUGUUUCGUGGCGGCCAUAUGCGUCAUCGGUGGAAUGACCGCAAUCAUAGGUGACCUGGCCUCGUUCUUCGGAUGUACGGUGGGUUUGAAGGACUCGGUGACUGCAAUCACCAUUGUGGCUCUCGGCACUAGCCUGCCGGACACAUUCGCCAGCAAAGUGGCCGCACAGAACGACAGAUACGCCGACUCCUCCCUCGGAAACAUAACGGGCAGCAACGCAGUCAACGUCUUUCUCGGAGUGGGUGUGGCCUGGUUCGUGGCAGCUGUCGUCAAUCGAGCCAAAUACGACCAGGACUUCGUGGUUCCCGAGGGCGACUUGGGAAUCUCAGUUGCCGUGUUCCUCGCACUCGCUUGUGUCGGAUUCGCCGUUCUGAUUGGUCGCCGAGUGCUGUUCAAAGCCGAACUGGGAGGACCCGACAUGCCGAAAUACGUUUCGUGUGCAAUGCUAGUAUUCUUGUGGGUCACUUAUAUAACUGUCUCGACAAUGAAUGCGUAUUGCCUUUUUUGAAUUGCGUGAUUGUAUAAAUUGAUUAUAUAUUUUUUAAAACAAAGAAAAAUAAGAAAAUCACUAGUCCUGUAUUUGUUAGAUUUUUCCGAGUUGAUUGUUGUCAUAGUUUCAUAGCCAAGUUUCGUAAAAUUGUUAUCUCACUUAAAUAAACAAACUUCGCCGGCUUUUGGAAUUCAUGACGAUGUAGAAUCUUAUUAUAUCCAAAUUUGAAGUAUUUUCAUUUUUAG
Messenger RNA from Symsagittifera roscoffensis, 3893 nucleotides. Its product is annotated as sodium/calcium exchanger 3-like. The coding region runs from base 1015 to 3666 and encodes 883 amino acids. Gene Ontology annotation, cellular component: postsynapse; sarcolemma; axon. NCBI's taxonomy places the organism in Eukaryota, Metazoa, Xenacoelomorpha, Acoela, Convolutidae. The transcript is spliced from 6 exons. The record is from RefSeq and is a predicted model, not a curated record. Gene Ontology annotation, molecular function: calcium:sodium antiporter activity. Gene Ontology annotation, biological process: cell communication; sodium ion transmembrane transport; calcium ion import across plasma membrane.